This is a messenger RNA of Trichoderma atroviride IMI 206040, 968 nucleotides long. The record is from RefSeq and is a predicted model, not a curated record. Lineage: Eukaryota; Fungi; Ascomycota; Sordariomycetes; Hypocreales; Hypocreaceae.
AUGUCAAUGAUUCAGGUCUUUGUCUGCGGUGUCACCGGCACACAAGGCGGCGCCCUUGCUCGCGCCCUUCGCUCUGAAAAUGUCUCGGUCACAGCCCUCGUUCGUGACCCGUCUUCGCCCCAAGCCCAAUCUAUCAAGGCUCUGGGCGUUGAGAUCGUCCCUGGAAAUUUCGACGAUACGCCUGCCAUUGAACGAGCCUUGACCGGCUGCACAGCCGCCUUUCUCAACUUCUUCCCUGAUUUCACGGACCUGACCGCCGAGUUGCGCUGGGCAAAGUCCAUCAUGGCAGCUGCACAGGCCGCAGGAGUGAAGCAUAUCAUAUUCUCUAGUGGAUUUGCCGUCAGCACCCCCGAGAAGCUUAAGCUUUGGGACCCAAACAGCAUCAUGGGCAAAGCGCUGCUCACGAAGCAGACCAUUGAGAAGGAAGUGCACGAUGCGGGUUUCGAAUACUGGACCAUCUUGCGGCCGGGCAACUUCAUGGCCAACUUCCUGCCGCCCAAAUCUGCCAUGUAUGCUGGUCUUGUUGAAUCAGGAGUAUGGACUACGCCUCUCCUAAAGGAAUCCAAGCUGCCCAUGGUCGACGAGGCCACCAUUGCCCGCUUCGCAUCUGCGGCAAUUCACGACCCCACCAAGUUUACCGGCCAAACAAUCGAGAUUGCCGACGAGCUUAUUGGCCCUGAGCAGAUUCUUGAAAAGAUCUCAGCCACUGCUGGGCGACAACUGAAGGCCGAGUACAUGCCAGAAGCCGCGAUUAUGGAGCAGAAAAGCAACCCUUUUAUUACCGCACAGUACGCAAUGCGCGAUUUGGCUUCAUUCGUUGACUUGGAGAAGGUCAAGAUCUGGGGGGUUCCCUUGAGUUCAUUCGAUGCAUUUGUCCAGAGGGAGAAGGAAAGUUUCAAGAAGACUUAUCAACAAGCUGCCUAAAGCAAUAUUCUUGUGUAUCUGGUGGAAAUAACAUACGAUAACGG